AUCACAAGAAAGGGGACUGAUUUGGAGUAAAAAAUACACAAUAAGUUUUUGUACUGAUUUUAAGAGAAUUACGUUUUGUGGUAUAAGAAUUCAUAACUUUUAUAUCAUAAUGGAUGAAGACAAAUUUGCUCUUGUUGAAAAAAUCUUAUUGGACGUGGAUAAUAUCAUGUCAAAAAAUGCUGAGUUAUGCGCCUUCGACAUAGUUCCUGUAGAUACCAAUUUUCGGAAUAAAUCUCCUGUCCUACAUUUGGAAAACUGCUUAGGGUUGGAGUCUUGGUGUGUGAAACAUGUAUACAUGUAUUGUUAUUCAGAAAUUAUGGAUAAGUUUUUCGCAAAGUCUAAACGAAAAGCGCUAAAAAUAUCAGCAGUCAAUUCUGAUAGAAUUGCAAGACUCCUAAACUUAACUUUGUUGAUAAAUCCUGAAUUAACUUCUUUUUGGAAUAAAAGGCGUGAUAUGGUACUUAAAUCGUUUCUAGACAAAGGGUCAGAAUUACUGUUCACAAAGUUGGCAUUGUCUCGGAAACCAAAGUGUAAUGAUGCUUUUGCGUAUAGACGUUGGCUGUUGGAGCUCAUUCUGGAAGAUGGUUUAAGAACAAACUAUUUACAAUCAUUAGUAAAUGAAGAGCUUCAUAUUUGUGAACUUGCUGCGGAGAAUAGUCCCAACAACUACCACAGUUGGAACCAUCGGAUAUGGCUGAUAAAUAGACUCAGUACAGUGAAGCAUUUUGACCUCAAUUUACAAUACAUGAAGGAGUAUGAGUAUUCAGAAAGGUGGUCGUCCAAACAUGUUUCUGAUUAUAGCUGUUUCCAUUACAGGCAGUUCUGUAUUAAAAAUAUUUUCUCUAUUAACAAUGAAAGCUGGAAAAACCUAUAUAAAAGUAUAAAUCAAGACCUAAGAAAAAGUUUUGUCCAAGUUUUGAUUAUGAAUUUCCCAAAAGAUGUCAAAAUCCAAGCAUCACAAGAAGACUUGGUUUCUUAUUCGGAGAAAAAUUUAAUUAAUCUCUUAUUAAGUUAUACAGUUAAAAACUGCAGUUGUACAGUAGAUGAUGUCUUAGUGUGUAGAAAACUAGAGUUAUUAUUCAAUGAAUUAGUGUUGAAUAAUGAAUUGUUAAAGUUUUACAAAUAUCACGAGACAUUGUGGUAUCACAGACGUUUUGUGAUUCAUGAAAUUGUUGCAAUAAUGUAUAUUUAUUUUGGUGUGGUUCGGCAGAAUGGAGUGCUAGUCAAGAAUAGUUGCAAAAUAUGCAAUGUUGAUGAUUUAAGACAGAAACAAGCCAAAAUUGUGAAGUAUGACAGUAAUCGUAUUUACUCUAGCGUGUUGUUCAAUGUUUUGGCAUGCCAUGAAAAAAAGUUUGUUGAGGAAAGACGAAAUGAUGGAGACAACUAUGCAGAUCGUCAUGAAAAGUAUCUUAAGUUUGUUGAAGGUUUUAAUUGUGUGAUGUGAAGAGGGAAAAAGACAAAAUAUGCCAUAAUUACAGACUUAAACCUAAUCAUAGUUCUUUUAUAUGAUAUUUGUACUACAAUAAAUUUUAAUGACAAAAGUAUUUAAUGAAAAGUCUGCAUGUGUAAAUUCCUGCAUAGCCUUUCUUUUUUAAUUAAUUGGAUUUGAGUUAAUGGAUUGUGAAAAUCUGUGAUGUUUCGAAUUAGAACUUAGUGUUGUAACUGUUUGUUUCUAAGGAGUGGACUGUGUAAUGUAGGAAUAUGUAAAUAGAUAUUACAAAGUAAUCACAAAAUAAUGAAAGUUUUUAUAAAUUGAUGAAUUAGAUUUUUUUGUUGAGUUUGUACAUUUUUUAUUAUAUAAGGUGAAGCAAGCUAUAUUUUCUACAUAUAUUAUAUGUAUUGAUUAUGUCACAUCACAAUACUAUAAAUUAGACAUUUAAUGAAUUGUGGCGUGGCCACUAGCCAUAGAUUUCAUAAUAGUACUUUAGAAUGGGCACUACACACCUUUGCCGAUCUAUACUUAUAUUAUAAAGAGGUAAGCCCUUGUGACAUGAAUGUUUGAGGCGGGUAAUCUCCGAAGUUAUUGAACCAAUUCGAGAAUUCACCAUUAGACAGGUACAUUAUACGAGAUUGCUAUAGAGCAUAUUUGUUUAAAAUAAAUUAGUUUUUAGGUGUGAUGAAAUAAAUAACUGUAUGUACUGUGUAUGUAAAUGUUACUAAUGUGUAUUGAACAGACAUAUCAUCAUCACAUCAUCAUUAUCGAGUCAGCAAACUGAAGGAGCAAUGGGCAGGCCACAUUUCGCGAAGAGCUGAUGGCUGAUGCGGCCGAAAGUCCUCUGAGUGGAUGUGGUAUCCACUCAGACUCUACUAGCGUUGGACGGCCUCCUCCGAGAUGGAGCGAUGAUCUGAUGAAGUCCACGUGCCACGUUGGAUGUAGGUCGCCUCGAACACAGCAAGUUGGAAGUCAUUGGCGGAGGUUUCUGUACAGCAGUGUUCGUCCUACGGCUGAAAAGAUGAUGGCGAUGAUUAUGUAUGGUUCCUGGCACUUUAGGAUCAGCUGAUCUUUUUUUCUUGGAUAUUGUAAGCCAAGAAUAAGCAUCAUGGUCCUAGCCGGAUUAAGUUUCCUUAUAACAGAUGUCAGAUGAGAGUAUCUUCGUAUAAUUUGGCUAUUACAA
Messenger RNA from Amyelois transitella, 2615 nucleotides. RefSeq names its product protein prenyltransferase alpha subunit repeat-containing protein 1 (gene temp). Gene Ontology annotation, molecular function: protein prenyltransferase activity. The record is from RefSeq and is a predicted model, not a curated record. Lineage: Eukaryota; Metazoa; Arthropoda; Insecta; Lepidoptera; Pyralidae. Bases 110 to 1444 code for a protein of 444 amino acids. The transcript has 3 exons. Gene Ontology annotation, biological process: protein prenylation. Gene Ontology annotation, cellular component: cytoplasm.